CAUUCUAUUAUCUCAAUAGAUAAUGCUCGAGCAUCACGCGGGUUCACAACUCCACUAAAAAACAGGUAUAUAUUUCCAAUGUUGUUUGUAAAUCGUAAUUAGUUCAAUAAUUGGCGUUGUUCGUUAAUUUCAAAGGAGCUGCGUUUAAAAUGCAACUCUUUAAAACUAUUAUAUUCGUGGUGGUUACCGUUGAGUUGCCAAAGCGGAACUAAAAAGAAUCAAAGAGGAAAGGUGACUCUAAGUCGCUUCCACCAUCAUGCGACAGCAAAAUUUAUUGCCAAGGAGAGUUGUUGCACACUGUGCAAAUGGCCGCUCUCUUCAAUGAUUCGAAGCAUUUCGUAGACAUGACAAUGCUCGACGACGAAGAGAAUAUUCUUCAAAAUUUUGAAACUUUCAUGGCGAGAACCGGCCGAAAACCCAACAAAAAACAAAUUGAAGAUUUCGUGAAUGAAAACUUCGAGUUUGCGGAUGAACUUGAUAAAUGGACACCGGAAGAUUUCAACGAGGAACCCGCGUUCCUGGAGACCAUCCAAGAUGAAGAAAUUCGCAGUUUUGCGAAGAAGAUUGUAGCAAUUUGGCCCACACUUGGUAGGAAGAUAAGCAGCGAUACCCUGCAGAACAUUCAUCGUCAUUCGUUAUUCCCAUUGACAAAGGGUUUCGUUGUACCUGGGGGACGAUUCAGGGAGACUUACUACUGGGACACUUAUUGGAUCAUCAAGGGAUUGCUGAUCUCAGAUAUGAAAGAUACCGCUCGCGAUAUGCUGGACAACUUCGUCACGUUGAUCAAACAACACGGUUUUAUUCCGAAUGGCGCACGCGUAUACUACUCUCAAAGGAGCCAACCUCCUUUGUUCGCUCAGAUGGUCAUGGAAUAUUAUGCAGCUACAGGUGAUGUUUCGUGGUUAAGAGAAAACAUUGCAUACGUUGAACAGGAAGUUAAUUUCUUCCUGCAAAACCGUGUGAUAACUAUAGAGGUGAACGGCGAGGAAUAUCAAGUCGCCAGGUAUUACCCUGAGUCCCUGGGACCUAGACCAGAGUCGUACAAAGAAGAUUUUCUAACAGCUUCCAAGCUUACUACUGAGGAAGCCAAACAGAAUCUGUAUACUAACUUGAAGGCAGGAGCUGAAAGUGGAUGGGACUUUAGUUCAAGGUGGUUCUAUGAUGCUGAUGGUGGUACCAAUGCUAAUUUAAGCACUAUUGAUACUGGUAGAACCAUCCCGGUUGACCUUAAUGCUUUCCUAUACCAAGCUACAGGAUCUGUGGCUCUUCUAUAUAAUGCUCUGAACAACCCUGGCAAAAUGACUGAGUGGCUUCUGAAAAACAUGAAGUUCCAGAGUGCUCUUCAGAAAGUCUUCUUUAAUGAAGAAGAUAGUAUCUGGUAUGAUUACGAUACUACCCUCAAACAACACAGAAAGGAAUUCUAUGUGUCCAACUUAAGUCCACUUUGGGUCAAAGCACAAGGCAUCAACUUCAAUCCCGACAAACUUAUUCAGAAACUGCGUGAUGAUGGCGUAUUGGACUUUGAAGGUGGCACUCCUUCAUCUUUAAAACGAAGUGGUGAACAAUGGGACCUACCAAAUGCUUGGCCACCACUACAGGCAAUAAUUGUUCAAGCAUUAGCGAACACCGGCACUGAGGAAGGCAAAGAGAUAGCGGAGCAGUUGGCAAAGCAAUGGGUGACUGCAAAUAUGAUUGGAUACGAACGCACUGGAUACAUGUUCGAAAAGUACGAUGCGGAAAGUUUGGGUAACUAUGGAGGUGGUGGAGAGUACGAAGUACAAGCUGGGUUUGGAUGGUCCAAUGGUGUAGCAUUGGAAUUCAUCCGAGAUUAUUACUCAGAGAAUGACUUGUAAAAUGUACGCUUAGUUGCCUAAAGUGUAUAAUAGAUAUUAAUUAAUUGAUUGAAAUUUA
Messenger RNA from Dalotia coriaria, 1911 nucleotides. Its product is annotated as trehalase-like. NCBI's taxonomy places the organism in Eukaryota, Metazoa, Arthropoda, Insecta, Coleoptera, Staphylinidae. Gene Ontology annotation, molecular function: alpha,alpha-trehalase activity. Gene Ontology annotation, biological process: trehalose catabolic process. Bases 306 to 1853 code for a protein of 515 amino acids. The transcript has 3 exons. The record is from RefSeq and is a predicted model, not a curated record.